AUGUCUAUACCUCCUACAUCUGCUGAUUCUGAAUAUUUUUGGUCAGUCAUAUCAAAUAUUCAUACUUUACGACGCAACAGAUUAACUAAUGAGCGGGCAAGCAAGUUAUCUUGUAUUCGUUGGUAUAUGAUUCAAGAUAAAAAUAUAGAAAAACAAAAUCUUCAAUGCAAUAAUGAAAUUUUUAAUUUUGGAAAUAGAAAUGACAAUGAAAAUGAAAACAA
Molecule: messenger RNA, 221 nt
Organism: Racocetra persica
Lineage: Eukaryota; Fungi; Glomeromycota; Glomeromycetes; Diversisporales; Gigasporaceae
Source: the annotation of a GenBank genome assembly